Molecule: messenger RNA, 1062 nt
Organism: Homalodisca vitripennis (glassy-winged sharpshooter)
Lineage: Eukaryota; Metazoa; Arthropoda; Insecta; Hemiptera; Cicadellidae
Exons: 7
Coding region: 1-1062 (353 amino acids)
Source: RefSeq, a predicted model, not a curated record
AUGGGGGACGCUGCGGCGCUUGAGAGGUCAAGGAGGCUCGGGAACGAAGAACCUAAAGUGAAAUUCAUCUAUCAAGUCAAAAAAGAGCUGGUAAAAGAACCUCCUCUAAGUGUACCAGAGGAACAAAAUGAACCCCAAUGGAUACAACCAUUUACAAAAGAGGACCUACAAUUAAUAGAUUUUGAAAAUCCUUUACAUCUCAGGAUAUAUGUCGAUUCAGAAUCAGCAGUAGUGCUGAGGCUGAGAGGAGAGAAGCCCAGUAUAUCUGUGAGAAUCAACACCAAGGGCCAGCUUCAAGUAUUGUGGGAUAAGAUGACUAUUACAUUGGAUGUAACAUGGACAACAUUCAGUAUUCUACACAAUCUGGUACACAUUCAAGCUAAAAUCUUAUCCGCUACAAAUAUUACACUUCCUGCUCAGUCACAGUUCAUAAAGAUAAUGGCAGAAAAGAUACUUUUUGGUUCCUAUAAAGAAGAAGAUGGUAAUGAAUAUGUUUCAGAAAACGUAUUCAGACUCAGCAAUGCUGGGUUGGUAAAAACAACUUCAAUAAAUAUACCAAAAAUGAUUGGUGAAGUAUUUUGUAAAAGCAAUGAAAUCGAAGAUGCCAUUUCUCUAGGCACCCUGAUAAUGUUGAAAAAGUCUUCUACACAAGAACAUUGGCGGUUGGGUCACAAUACCAAUAUGAUCUUCAACUCCAGUACAGGAGAAGUAAGAAUUGAGAAAGAAGGAAAUAGCCUAAUUAUCAAAGGCUCUGAACUGGUCUUGACAACAAAUCUCAAUACUGAAGAAGCUCUGAUGCGAACAGUAAUAGAUUCUGAGAAGGAAGAAAUUGUUAUACAUAACACUGUCACUAAAACCAAGAGGGUCAUUGAAAGACAAGUGCCCCAUACUGUUGUGAUGACCAAUUUAAAAUACUUGGCCAAAUCAAACAGUGAGCUCACUGAAGAGGUUGAGCAGCUACAUGACAAGCCAAAAUCUGCUGACAUUGCUGAUUGUUCCUCAACAACGGCUACAAGGGUAAUGUUGCUGAUGCGACAAAUUGGAGAAGCAGAGCGAUCCUGA